Molecule: messenger RNA, 2125 nt
Organism: Lathyrus oleraceus (garden pea)
Lineage: Eukaryota; Viridiplantae; Streptophyta; Magnoliopsida; Fabales; Fabaceae
Product: histone-lysine N-methyltransferase, H3 lysine-9 specific SUVH5
Exons: 3
Coding region: 148-1788 (546 amino acids)
Cellular component (GO): nucleus
Molecular function (GO): histone methyltransferase activity; protein binding; zinc ion binding
Source: RefSeq, a predicted model, not a curated record
CACACUCUCUCCACGCCACUGACCCAAACACAACACUCUCUCCAUUUUCUCCCUUCUUGACACAUUUCGCUACUGUGAUUUUUCUCCAUUGUUCUCAAAACUUCAUCACUCUCAAAGCAAAGUGUGCGUUGUUUUUCUUUACUUAAGAUGAAUGAUUCAAAAUCUUUUGGAAAAAAGCAUGAAGAAUGGUUAUCUACCUCAGCGCACAUUACUUGUCAGAAACUUUCAUCUUCUUCUGAUAAAACAUUGAAAGAAAAGAUUUUGAAACGGAAAAAUGUGAACAAAGUCCUAGAAAUUUUUAGGGACUUGUCUCACAAGCUCUAUUGUGAGUAUAAGUCAAGUGAAGUCAAAAAUUUGAAAGCAAAAACAAAAGCUUUGAUAGAAGCUGCAAUGUCUAUGAAAGUGAAGCAUCAAUGGGAAAACACUGGAAAAAGAUUAGGGCAUGUAGAUGGAAUUGAAGUUGGUGACCGCUUUCAAUACAGGCCUGAACUUGUUAUCAUUGGUCUCCAUCAACAAUUCUCCGGCGGUAUUGAUUAUUUGGGUAAAGGUGAGUAUUCUUUGGCAACUAGUAUUGUUGUAACUCAGAAGUAUGCUAAUGUUAUGAAGUCUAGUGGUUGUUUGGUUUAUGAAGGUCAAGGUAGUAACCCUAAGGUACGAACAACAUCCGUGCCUCCUUGUGAUCAGAAAUUGGAAGGGGGAAGUCUUGCUUUGAUGAAUAGUAUGAAUGCUAGGCAUCCUGUUAGGGUUAUAUUGAAGGUUUGUGGGAAAUUUAAUGGGAUGGGAGAAUGGAAGAAUAAUGUUUCUGAUUAUUCGUAUGUGUAUGAUGGGCUGUAUUCGGUUGACAGCAUGACUCAAGAUAGGGGACAAUUUGGAAAACUUGUGUUCAAGUUUGUACUUAACAAAAUUUCAGACCAAUCAUCCGCGAGUGUCUCCUCUCGAGAUGUUGUUAAGGAAACUGAAACUUUCUCGAAGAGAAAGAAGUCUAAAGGUCAUGUUCUCGACAAGGAUGUUGUUCGUAUCAAUGAUAUUUCAGAGGGGAAAGAAAAUUUUCCAAUUCGAUUGGUGACGCCAAUAAAUUGUGUGGAGAAACCUAAACCCUUUGGCUACCUAGUCAAAAUGAUUUAUCCAAAGAUGAAUCAUUCAACACUACUAGGUGGUGAAUGUAAUUGUGAAAAUGCAUGUGUUGAUUCACUUAAAUGUGUUUGCAUAGCUAAGAAUAAUGGUGGGACAAUAGCAUAUGGUGGUAACAAAAGACUGGUUUCUCCUAUGAAAUCGUCCUUUAUAUACGAGUGUGGACCUUCUUGCGCGUGUUCAUCGUCUUGCAUCAACCGAGUGAGUCAAUGCGGUAUUCAGUUCCAACUAGAAAUCUUCAAAACAAAUUCGAAGGGGUGGGGUGUUAGAACGCGAUCUUUCAUUCCAUCCGGAAGCUUUGUGUGUGAGCUCAUUGGAGAGCUUGUUCAUCAAAACCAUGGAAAAGCUGUAUCAAAUCUACAUGUUGAUGAUUACAUAUUUAAUAUAGGUGGUGGCUUGAUUGAUGCAGGUAAACAUGGAAACAUUGGAAGGUUUAUAAAUCAUAGUUGUUGUCCAAACCUAUGUAUGAAAGAUGUUAUGUACGAUCACAACAAUAAGAGUGUAGCACACAAAGUGUUGUAUGCUUUAAAGGACAUAGCUGCAGGUAGAGAGGUUAGUUAUGAUUACAACAAUUGGUGCAAGGGGAAUAUGAAGAAGGUUUUGAGUAAUAUUUGCUACUGUGAUUCAUCGGAAUGCAAGGGAUAUAUUUACAAGUGAAGGUAUGAUUGGCGGUAACUGAGGAAUUUGGAUUGUUAAAAAGAGCAACAGCAAUUAAGGAGUAUAUGAACUGCUUUAGUGUGUUUCUUUAUUUUAAUAGUAAUUUUUUUGUUUGAAACUAUUAGUAGUAGCAUCAGUAUAUCAAUUUGUUAGGAUUUGUAGGAGGUAAGAAUCAAAUCAUACUUGUAAGUCACAUGGUUGAAAUGCACAUCCAUCUGUAGGAGGUAAGAAUCAAAUCAUACUUGUGAGUCAUGGUUGAAAUGCACAUCCAUUCGUAACAUUUAAAGUGUAGGCAUUGUUUGCUUGGUUUAGUGGGAAUAUAAUUCUAUACUCCAAA